CAGUGCUGAUUGGUUCCUUUCCUAGGGACUCUCCGACCCUACCCUGCGUGGAAGCUUCCUCAGGUUUUUAUUCUCUGAAGUGGCUACAUCGGAGUCAUCAGGUGGAGCUGGGUUCACUGCCAUUUCUUCUUCCUUUGUUCUCGAUUAUGUCUGGGGAGCCGGCUCUGCGGACCCCGGGAGGCCUGUGGACAGCAGCUGCGAUGGUGGCGCUGGUGGUGCUCGGUGCCCCAGUGGCUGAGGGCACAGACUCUCCAAAGGACAUCGUGCUCCAGUUCAAGGGCCAGUGCUACUACACCAACGGGACGCAGCGCAUGCGGGCUGUGGUCAGAUACAUCUACAACCGGGAGGAGUACGUGCGCUUCGACAGCGACGUGGGCAAGUACCUCGCGGUGACCGAGCACGGGCGGCCGUUCGCCGAGUACUGGAACGGGCAGAAGGACGUCCUGGAGCAGACGCGGGCCGAGGCGGACACGGUGUGCAGACACAACUACCCGAUGGAUGAAGCCAGGACCCUGCACCAGCGAGUGGAACCCACAGUGACCAUCUCCCCAGCCAAGACAGAGGCUCUAAACCACCACAACAUGCUGGUCUGCUCGGUGACGGGUUUCUACCCAGGCCAGGUCCAAGUUCGGUGGUUCCGGAACAACCAGGAGGAGACAGCUGGCGUCGUGUCCACCCCCCUCAUGAGGAAUGGGGACUGGACCUUCCAGAUCCUGGUGAUGCUGGAGAUGACCCCCCAGCGAGGAGACGUCUACACCUGCCACGUGGAGCACCCCAGCCUCCAGGGCCCCAUCACAGUGCAGUGGCGGGCACAGUCGGAGUCUGCCCAGAGCAAGAUGCUGAGUGGCAUCGGGGGCCUCGUGCUGGGGCUGAUCUUCCUGGGCCUGGGCUUUGUCGUCCGUCACAGGAGACAGAAGGGAUCUCCGGGGCCUCCUCCUGCAGGGCUCCUGCGCUGACUCAUCAGGGUCCUUUGACGGAUUGGCUGUGUUUCCUCUGAAAUGCCUGCUGGUCCUUGCCCAGAAUUCCCAGCUGCCUGUCAUCCCAUCCCCCUCUGAGUUCAGAGUCCUGCAGUGACUGAUGCAGUUUUCUGGUCAACUCCUGUGAGCCCCACCCAGAGGAUCUGUGACCCUGGAGUAUGUACCUGUGGGCUGCCAGCUGAGUUUACUCAAAGCCCUGAAGCAUGUUUUCUUUUGUGUCUGUCCACCCUCCACCAGACUGCUCAAGAGACGCACGUUAAAGCCUUUGCCUGACUGUAGAGCUUUUAUCACAAUUAAACAUGUGUGUUGUCUGGACCCUGAGCCUUCUUUUAAAAAAAAU
Messenger RNA from Molossus molossus (Pallas's mastiff bat), 1317 nucleotides. Its product is annotated as SLA class II histocompatibility antigen, DQ haplotype C beta chain-like. The transcript is spliced from 6 exons. The record is from RefSeq and is a predicted model, not a curated record. The coding region runs from base 147 to 956 and encodes 269 amino acids. Gene Ontology annotation, cellular component: MHC class II protein complex; membrane. Gene Ontology annotation, molecular function: MHC class II protein complex binding. Gene Ontology annotation, biological process: peptide antigen assembly with MHC class II protein complex; immunoglobulin production involved in immunoglobulin-mediated immune response; antigen processing and presentation of exogenous peptide antigen via MHC class II. NCBI's taxonomy places the organism in Eukaryota, Metazoa, Chordata, Mammalia, Chiroptera, Molossidae.